GACAGGAAGGAAGCAGAGACUGUUUUUUUUUUUUUGAGACAGUUUCUUAUGUCUGUGCGGAUACAUCCUGGCCACAUACAAGCAGCUGCUGUUAGUGUGUGACUCAGAUGGAAAUCAGUCAUCACACAAAUCAUAAUUGAAGUAGUUUGCAUGACCAACUAUCUGGUCCACAAACAUACUGUAAGUGCAGAGGAAAGUCCCACUCUCAUGUCCGAGUCCAGAUGAAGACCACUGGUGAGGAGUGUCAACUAAAUACUGUAAGGAUGAAGGAACUGAUGUGAAAAAAUGGAGCAAAGAAGUGUUGCUGUUGAAACAGAAAAGGUCUCUCAAGAGUCAGUUCCAUCUAUUCAAUCGGUGGUUCAUCAUUUUCAUCCCAGCUUCACUGCUCACAGUGAAGGCUAUGUGGUUGCUCCUUCCGUCAUUGGUUCUAACAUUGGGAACUUAAAUAUCACUAUCACCUCAGCCUGCAAAGAGUCCAUUGUUUCAUCAAAUGAAACACUGAACUAUGCUGAAGACAGCUUUGAUGCUCUGCAGCUCCAAAAUGGUAAGAUAGAAUGUCAACAGAAAUUGAAAGCUACUCUGAAGAGGAAGUAUACUUAUAUACUUGAGGGGAUGAUGACAGAUGCAAACAAGAUGCCUCUCAAUAAGAUCUACACAGAGCUUUACAUUACUGAGGGAGGCAGUGGUGAAGUCAACAAGGAGCAUGAGGUAAGACAGAUUGAGACGGCCUCCAGGAUACAUGUGGCCCAGGAAAAAUCAAUCCACUGCAAUCAGCUCUUUGUUCCCCUACCGGGACAAGACCACCUCAUAAGAACUGUGAUCACAAGGGGAGUCGCUGGCAUCGGAAAAACUGUAUCUACCAAUAAAUUCAGUCUAGACUGGGCUGAGGAGAGAGCAAACACCAACCUGGACUUUGUGUUUCCCCUCUCUUUCCGAGAGCUCAAUCUGAUGAGAAAGAAAACCUUCAGUCUAGAGGAGCUUCUCAGUGUCUUCUUCCCUGAAACAAAAGACACAGGGAUCUUCACUAAUGGUAAAAACAAAAUGCUCUUCAUCCUGGAUGGUCUGGAUGAGAGCCGCCUGUCUUUGGACUUCCACAAAAGUGAAAUCAUAUCUGAUGUAAAACAGCCGACCACGAUUGCUGUGAUUGUGAUCAACCUCAUCAGGGGAAGACUAUUGCCUUUGGCUCUUGUAUGGAUAACAUCUCGCCCAGUAGCUUCCAGUCAGAUCCCUCUAGAGUACAUUGAUCUAGUGACUGAGGUGAGAGGGUUCAACAACACACAGAAAGAUGAGUACUUCAGGAGGAAAAUUGGCGAUGAAAGCUUAGCAAACAGGGUUAUCAUGUAUGUGAAGUCCUGCAGGAGUCUUCACAUCAUGUGUCACAUUCCAGUUUUCUGCUGGAUGGCGGCAAGUGUUCUUGAAAGGAAGCUGGUGACAACAAACGGUAAAGACACACCAAAGACUCUCACUCAGAUGUACAUACACUUUUUGUCUUUGUAUGUGGAGAACAUGAAGAAGAGGCUGCCUGAAAGAAGAGAGUCUAAUCCUGACUGCAUGAGAGAUAAUCUCAUCUCACUGGGCAAACUGGCCUUCAAAGAGCUCGAGAAGGGCCACUUGAUCUUUUAUGAGAGCGACCUUAUCAAUAAUGGCAUAAAUGUCACACAGGCAGCCAUGUUCUCAGGGGUCUAUACACAGAUCUUUAAUGAGGAGCUGACUCUGUGCAAAGAGAAGAUGUUCUGUUUUGUGCAUCUAAGCAUUCAGGAAUUCUUCGCCGCGCUGUAUGUCUUCCUCACAUUCCACAAUGACAACAUCAACGUCUUGGUCAAGAAAUCCUCCGCUACGAGACGUUUUCUAUUCAGAGAUUCUUCUGAGCUCAUCCUUUACAAAGCAGCAGUGGAAAAGGCUCUGCAGUGUGAAAAUGGACACUUUGAUAUCUUUCUGCGCUUCCUUUUGGGCCUGUCCCUGGAAUCUAAUCAGACUCUGCUGAAACAUCUGAUGACCAGCAACAGAGCAAACCAGAGGACAAGAACAGAAAUCAUCAAACACAUCAAGGAGAGGAUCAGGUCAAGUGAAUCCCCAGACAGAUGCCUCAACCUUUUUCACUGUCUCAAUGAAGUGAAUGACCACUCUCUUGUGGAGGAGAUUCAGAGCUACCUCAGCUCGGGCAAUCUGGACAAAGCAAAACUUUCGCCUGCCCAGUGGUCCACUCUGGUCUUUGUUUUAUUGACUUCAGAAGAAGAACUGAGUGUGUUUGACCUGAGCAAUUACAACAGGUCAGAGGAGGGUCUUCUAAAGCUACUACCUGUUGUGAAAACAGCCCGAGUGGCAAAUCUAAAUGCAUGUAAUCUCACUGUGACUUGCUGUGAAAGCCUGUCAAAUGGCAUCAGCUCAUCUCAACUCAGAGAGCUGGACCUUAGUGACAACAACCUGACAGAUGCAGGAUUAAUACAACUCUGUGGUGCUCUGAAGCACAGCAAACUGGAGACACUAAGACUGAGGAGCUGCAAUCUAACAGAACACAGCUCUGAUGCCCUGGCUGUAGUUAUCAGCUCAGCCUCCUGCCAGCUGAAACUAUUGGACCUUACUGACAAUGACAUUCAGGAUAUGGGAGUCAUGAAGCUUUCUGGUGGACUGCAGAGCCCUCACUGUAAGCUGGAAAUACUCAGUUUGUCCUUGUGUAGAGUCACAGUAGAAGGCUGCACCUUCCUGGCAUCUGCCUUGAACUCAUUCCAUCUGAGAGAGCUCGACCUGAGCUACAACCACCCAGGAAACUCAGGCCUGCAGCUGCUGUCUGCUCUGCUAGACGACCCACAAUGUACCCUGCAGAAACUCAGUGUGGAACAGUGUGAUGAAUCUAGGGUUCAACCGGGUCCAAAGAAAUAUACCCGCAAACUCACCCUGGACCCAAACACGGCACACAGAGACCUCUCUCUGUCUGAAGGAAACAGGAAAGCAAUACGUUGGACCCCACAGCCAUACCCUGAUCACCCAGAACGAUUUGAUUUCUGGAGACAGGUUUUGUGUAGUGAGGGACUGACUGGGCACUGCUACUGGGAGACAGAGUGGAGUGGGAGAACUUUCAUAGGAGUAGCCUACAAACAGAUGUGCAGGAAGGGAGAGGGUCACGACAGCUGGUUAGGACGAAAUGACUCCUCCUGGGGUCUUAGCUGCACCAAAGAUGGGUACAGGAUCUUGCACAAAGGCAUGAACACUGCAGUAACCACCCCACACAGCUCCAAUAAAGUUGGAGUUUAUCUGGACUGGCCAGCAGGGACAUUAUCCUUCUACGUGGUCUCCUCUGGUGUGCUGACUCUCCUCCACACACUACACACCACAUUUACUGACCCCGUUUACCCAGGGUUUCAGCUUGGCUGGGUCGACUCCAUAAUCUCCCUGUGCUAAAUAAUUACGCAGACUUGGUGGACAGCUUCAUAUCCCUCCUGUCCACAUAACACUGUGUAAGAACUGUGCUCUCUGGUGGACAUUAAGAAAAAAUUCAACACAAUCUCUUUUGUUGUGUUGCUGUGAAUAAUCCACAAAACACAUUAAUAGCAGUUUCAUGGAGACCAUUUCUUCAGUAGAAGGUAGUCCAAGUAAAAACCUUUCACUGCAGUAAACCGUUUUUCAGUGUUGUAAAUCCCCCACACCACUGUCAGCUGUAAAGUAAUGUGAAGAGAAUGCAUUUUGAUGAAAUGUAAAAUACAUAUUUUGUAACAAAGGGUUUCUUCAGUGACAAUAUAAAAACCACCAGAUAAGGAAGAAGCCCAAUGUGGUGUUUCACUUUUAACAAUCAUUUUAUUAGCAGUCCCAACAGGCAAUGAAAAAAGAAAGAAAAGAGGGAACUGAAACCGAGAUUACACUCAAGACAGUGGGUCAAUCAAAUUCAGUGAAAUGGAACAGAGGGCUACACACACACACACCAAACAAACCCAAGUCACAUUGUUAAAAAGGAACAGAAAGUGAUAAAUGAAGACAAGAGUUUAAUCUCAUGGUGUGCACGUGCAUGUUGGCUGAUCCCUCUAUUCCUCGGGAGAAAUUCACCAGGACCGACCCCACAUUCACACACAGUCUCUCACAGAUCCCACCACGCACAAACAUAUCAAGAAGCCAGUCUUGCCAGCUGUUCAGGCAGGUCUUUAAAAUGAUUUUCCAUUAAUCUGUAUAGAUUAUAUAUGCUAUUUACACACUGAACACUGUCAGUGCGGAGACAACUCAGAAUUUACUGAUGUCCCAUUUAUCUGCGGCCUUUCUGUGCUCAUUUCUGUCUUUAUACAAUUUUGGACAUUAAAACGUCUGAUUAAUAUAAAGUCUGCAGCACUACAUGUCACCAACAGACAAAGCCCUCCACAGACACUACUCAUAGAGAGGAUUUCCCAUCACUGUGAUGUUGAAAUCAAAUAUUCACACCCUUCCUUGUUGACUUUUUUUCCCACCAUCUCUGGUUUUCCAAAGCACUGCAUAGAAUUUAAACAGAGCAAUUUGAAAUGCACAUCAGUGACCAAACACCAAAGCCCGAAGACCACAGCAACAAUGAAAACUCAACAGAAGCUGCUUUGAAAAAAAAAAAAAAGGAUUAUGCCAAUUACUGUAAUGACUGCGUAUCAGUGCACCUUGAUUUUUAGUGUCUUUGUGGACACUAAAACUGCUUCCUGCAGGUGAAAACUGAUAAGAGUCUAGUCUGAGCUGUUAAUCCAGUGCUUAAACUCAGAUGCCUGCAGCAGGAGACACAUAAGGAAACGAAACCAGUGAAUAAUCCUUUCACAUUGACAAACACACACACAAACUACGGCUGAUUGGCGCAGCAUGGGAAAGGGGUACUAAGGCCAUGAUUAAUGGGGAGAAGACAGAAAGAACAGCAUUUAUUUAAUGUCAUGUAUGUCUUGGUAUGUAGAUGUCCUUCACUCUACUGGGAUUCAAUCAUAUAAAAAAUGUUUGCUAUCUGACAGGCUGAUUUUUGCCCACC
This is a messenger RNA of Monopterus albus (swamp eel), 4960 nucleotides long. RefSeq names its product NACHT, LRR and PYD domains-containing protein 3-like. Bases 286 to 3399 code for a protein of 1037 amino acids. Lineage: Eukaryota; Metazoa; Chordata; Actinopteri; Synbranchiformes; Synbranchidae. The transcript is spliced from 10 exons. The record is from RefSeq and is a predicted model, not a curated record. Gene Ontology annotation, molecular function: protein binding.